AUGGCUGGCUUGCCGUAUUCACUUUGUGUCAUAUACUGCGUGAUGUUGUUUGAUUGUAUUUUAAAUUUAACUAAUAAUUUAAUUAAGUACUGGUGUUAAGAUUUUUUAAUUGAAAGGAAGAUGUCAAAUACCAAAGAAUUUUUUCUUUCUGUCACACAACGUAUUUUUAGCAAUUGGACUGCAUUAAGAAUGGCUGUGGAACAUGGAAUGGGAUUAAAAGAAAGAGCCAUAGAUUUCUGCCCUUACAUGACAGAGGUUAUGUAUAUGAAUGAAAAUCUAAAUAGCAGUGAAGUUGCUACUGAACUAGAAGAUUAUAUGGAAGAACAUUUUAACACUGAGCUUCAAGAUGACAGCGCAAUACAAGUUGCAGAAGAAUUAUUGAGGUUUUAUCAUUACUGCAUUGAAGGCAAUGAAAGUAUGGCAAUGACAGAGUUUGCAAAACUACCACCACUGCAGUCAUGGAUUGUCAUAAAUGAACCUGUGAUAAAAGUUCGUAGUUCACCUAUGGUAGAAGAUGAUAAUUCUGAAAGUGAAGCAGAAGCUUCUGGGGAUGCAAAGGUUGAUGAUGAAUGGACAGAAGUAAGAACUAGGCGAAAAAGAUAACUAGGACAUAACAUUCAGAAUGUUUGAGACAAAGGAACAUUACAAUAUCCAUUAUGAUCUGAAACAACAACUUCUUUUUUUUUAACUUUACUUGACCUCUCACUAGGGCCUGCUAAACUUAAAAUGGUUGGUAAGAACAAUAGUCCAUGGAACAGACCAAAUAUCACU
This is a messenger RNA of Megachile rotundata (alfalfa leafcutting bee), 771 nucleotides long. RefSeq names its product pre-rRNA-processing protein TSR2 homolog. The record is from RefSeq and is a predicted model, not a curated record. NCBI's taxonomy places the organism in Eukaryota, Metazoa, Arthropoda, Insecta, Hymenoptera, Megachilidae.